Molecule: messenger RNA, 1463 nt
Organism: Xyrichtys novacula (pearly razorfish)
Lineage: Eukaryota; Metazoa; Chordata; Actinopteri; Labriformes; Labridae
Source: the annotation of a GenBank genome assembly
AUGAAGCUGGCCAUCCUCUGCCUGUGUCUGGCGAGCACAGCCGCAGCUGCACCUGUAAGUUUUUGAGGAACCAACAGUGGGUCACCAUGUCUUUCAACUCAGUGUUCAGCUUUAUCAUUUAUUUCUCUUCACUUUUCUCUUUCUUUCAGUCCUUUUUUCAUUACCUGCCUCAUUAUGCAGGUGCCAGACAGGUGCCCCCACAGCAGGUAAUCCUGAUGUUUGCUGUUUAACUUCUGUGCAAAAAGGGUUUUGGUUUAAUUAUGAAAAAUGUCCGCUGUUUGCCACACUGCAUGAAAGGAUUCCUCCUGUUGAAUCAGUGUUUUUAUUUCCGUUCAGGUGAAAAUUCCCUACACUGCUAAUCAGGGUCUGCCACAGCCUGGAUUGCCUGGUGCCUACAGCGUGGAGUUUGUAAGUCACACUCCUUCUUAAAAUCACUCAUUUUGGUGAUAGUCAUUGAAAACGCUUACAGUACAUGUCUGUUUGUUAGCUCUACCCACACCGGCCUGUUGGUGGCGCAGCUGGAUCAAACACAGCCCAGGUCAGCACUCUUUAAAAAAAAUGAAAACAAGCAGUUAGAAACCACAGCCUCACAAUGGGCUGCUCCUCACUGAUUUCUUUUGUUUUCUUCUCUCGCUUUCCGCAGCCUUUUCCCUCCCACGGUUUUAUCAAGUACUCCAUCCCUCAGCCACCAGGCAGACAGAGCGUGGAAGUUGUAAGUGUUUUUUUCCGUCUUGUAUUUUCCCCUCUUUCAGGUUUCAGACUCUAAUGGAACUGAAAACACUUCAAUUACUGUUAUAAACAUGCCUGGAACAAAAGAAAAUUGUUGGGUCAUUUUGUUCUUGUUUUGUCUUUUCUACAUUUGCAGUACUACCCCUAUGACUUCUAUCAGCAGAGGGUACAUUUCAGACUUCUUUUAUUUCCAUUUGCAUAAAAAAAUAUAAAAUAAUUGAUCUGUUUUCACUGGGACUAAAUGCUGACUGACUGAUUUUCCUUUUGCUUCAGAUACUUACAAACAUCCCUCCUAUGACGAACGUCCCUCAGAUCCCAAAUGUGAGAUUUCAUUUCUUUAUUCUUAAUCCUGCUUUUUGAUCUUUCUGUCCAUAUUGACAUGAGAGGUAGAAAAAUCAACUCUUCAAUCCGUCUGUCACAGGUGCUGCCAUUUGACCAUCCACCCCAAACUGUCCCACAAAUACCAAACGUAAGAAAAAUCUUAAAAUACAUGUUAAUGUUUGCUCUCUCCUCAUGCAGUUUUUCUGAAAGUGACUUCUCUCCUUUCUUAGAUUCCUACAUUUGAUGCCAACCCCCUUCCAUCCCAGGACCCCCUGCAGCCCCUCCAGCAGGACCAGCCCACACAGACAAGCCAGGUACAUUCACGAAGAGUAAACACCAUGUUGACUAAAGCUGCCGAGCUAAACUGACUCAAGUUGUGUUAUGUAACUCCGCAGAUGCCAGUGAAGGUGUGA